CCCCCCUUUUUUUUUUCUUGUUUAAUAAGAAAAUAAAAAUGUGACGUUCUUUUUUAUCGAUUACAUUUUCAAUUUUGAUUCCUUGAUCAUUUGACGUGUUGAUUACUUGGUUUCUGGUUGAUUUCGACGGUGAAUUGGGGAUAAUUAUACUUUGCUAAUUUGGCUUAAUCGAUAGAAUUUUUGGGUGUUAGGGUUUUCAAUUUUUGACUAAUUUAUGCAGGGGAAUUGCGAUGUACUUCCGAUAUUAGGGUUCUUGCGUUUAGACUUUUAGAUGAUUGACAGAUUAAUUUGUGGGAUUCACAUUGAGUUUUUGUAGUAUGAUUAUAUCUGAAUCGUGAAUGAAUUAUGAUUAUUAUACUUGGGCUGAAAAAUUGUAAUUGGGCAUGUGAAAUUCUGGUGAUCAUAAUUUAUAUCUCUUGAAAUGGGCUGUUUAUAAUUGUUUGUUAUGGAACAAGCAUUAUAUUUGAAGAAAUGGUUGUGAUUUUAUUUGAAAAAUUGAAUUUAGGGGAGCUUUAGCUCUAUCGAGCUGAAACUUUAUCUGAAAAUGUGAUUUAAGUGAGAGUUCAAACACUCUUGGUUCUGAUUUUGAACAUGACGAUGAAGCACUCUUAUCAGAUUGAGGUUCCAUUUCAAGUUGAAUAUUCGAGUGUGGCAAAAUCAAAUUCAUACUCUGUACAAAUUAGAAUGCACGCUUCAGCUGAAAGAAAUUUUGGGAUUAUUUUCUUGCCUCAAAUUUUGGGUCUUUUAUGUAUGUUACUAAGAGCAUCUACAUUGGCUGUGUAAAUCCCUGAAUCUCAAUUAGAUGGAAAUGUUGCUUUAUUGUUGUUAUUUAUCAGCAGUUGACAGUACUAAUAAUUAGGAUCAUUGGUUUAAAUUUCGGAUGCAACCACUUUUGUGAGCAAUGUGGAUGGUAAUGCGGCCUAGAUUAAAUACCAUGGGCUGUAAAUUUGAUAAUUUAACCUAUGAAGUUGUGGUGACAAACAUAAAUAAGCUUGCUUGUUAGGAGAGGAUUAGCCUAUUGAAGCCAAAUUUUGCAAGCUUGACCUCUUUUGAUCCUCUAUCUCUGCUUUUGAGGGAGCUACAAGUGGCAGUGGUUGUAAUCAAAUGAUACUCUUGCAAUCCCAUUCAAAGUAUCUUCUCCAACUUCUCACAAAUCGCCUUCAAAAUCUUGACAAAGGUGUUGAACUGGACUGCCAAUGGAUUGAGUUUGAUGAUGUGCGAUUCAACGUCCAGACUUCAAUGAAGAAUCCACUCAUCUUGUUGUUGUCAGUAUCAUUACCAACACCACCUCCUGGAGCUAUGUUUGUUGGAGGACUACCUAGUGGAUCUAUAGAAGCUAUAAAAGCUGCAUAUGGAACAGUGGUGAAAAUGCUUGACCCUCCAAAAGAUGGAUAUAAUCUCACACUGAGGCUGAAUUUCUCAAAGCUUUCUCCUGAUGAAGAAACUAGACAGGCUCUGUUGAUGAAGGUUGCCUCUGUUAGGGAAGUGGUGCUUGGUGCACCUUUAAGGGUGAUCUUAAAACAUCUUGCUUCAAGAUCACUUGCUCCUGAUAUGGAUCAAUUAGUUGCUCUAGUGCAUCGGCCUAAUGAAGCAUUCUUUCUUAUUCCUCAGACUGAAAAAGUGACGGUCAUAUAUCCUAUGAGAUUUAAAGAUUCCACAGAUACAUGUCUGGCCACUUCUUUUCUGCAGGAAUUUGUUGAAGCACGUCGUAGUGCUAGUGCUGGACUUAAUAAUGCUCCUUCGUGUCUGUGGUCACCUUCACCACCUGAAGAACUUGCGGGAGUGCCUGCAGAAGCGUUAUCUGCAAAUGCUGGCUUUGUUUCUUUUGUCAUUUUCCCACGCCAUGUCGACAGCAAGAAGAUUGAUAGAACUGUAUGGCUUUUGUCAACCUUUCAUGCAUAUGUUAGUUACCAUGUCAAGUGCUCUGAAGGAUUCAUGCAUACUCGAAUGAGGCGUCGCGUGGAAUCUUUGAUUGAGGCACUUGAUCGUGCCAAAUCAGAUCCAGAGAAGACAAAGAAAGUUGGGACUAAAACAUCCUUUAAGCGACUGAGCCUAAAGGAUUCUCGGAGCAAUUCAAAUUCAAAGGCUUCAGCCAGUUGGAGAUAAUUCUUAUGGUUAAUUUUGGAGGUAACCUUGAAAACUUAAGGCUCUACACAUUUGCAUCAAAUAGCUGCAGCUCCAGAUUUUGACAAAUUGUGCCUGGCACGUCAUUUCAUGCGGUCACUCAACAUUCAGAAAGGUGCAAAUGUAUUAACUUUCCUUCUGGCUAUCUUGUACAAGUUUCAUGCCUAUGGAGUUAAAAGCUGAACGGGUCAAAUGCUUCAUUUUUCCUAGCCUUUUUUUUUUACCUAAUCUUGAAGAUAAGUAUAUUUUUGUCAUUUAUCUUGUGAGAAACUGAUUAUUGUAGUUGAUACUAAUUGAAAUUAGAAUUCUUUAUCAUGCAAUGCUAGUUGGUGUUGGCAUACUGUCAAUGGUCCUCUAUGUCUGAUGACUUUGAAAGCUGUUUGUAGUUUUGUACAAUGUAGUUUUUGAGAUACCACAUUAUGUUCAUUUUAUGCUUUC
Molecule: messenger RNA, 2562 nt
Organism: Chenopodium quinoa (quinoa)
Lineage: Eukaryota; Viridiplantae; Streptophyta; Magnoliopsida; Caryophyllales; Amaranthaceae
Product: actin-related protein 2/3 complex subunit 2A-like
Exons: 11
Coding region: 1105-2106 (333 amino acids)
Biological process (GO): actin filament polymerization; Arp2/3 complex-mediated actin nucleation
Cellular component (GO): Arp2/3 protein complex; actin cytoskeleton
Molecular function (GO): actin filament binding; structural constituent of cytoskeleton
Source: RefSeq, a predicted model, not a curated record